AUGUCCUAUGACCGCUAUGUGGCCAUCUGUCACCCAUUAAAUUAUGAUGUCAUUAUGAAGAAGGAGAUAUGCAUGCAGAUGGUAGUUACCUCUUGGCUCCUUGGCAGUAUCUUUGGGGUCUUAUACACAGCUGGAAGUUUCUCUUUGUCAUUCUGUGGGUCCAGGAAACUUCCACAGUUCUUCUGUGAUGUCCCUUCUCUACUGAAGAUUUCUUGCUCUAAGAAGCAUGUCACCACUGAUGUUAGUGUGGCCAGUGGAGCCUUACAUGGACUCUUUGGCUUUGUGUGCAUUGGGUAUUCAUAUGGUUACAUCUUCCAAACUGUGCUGAGAGUACACUCAUCACAAGGACAUUCAAAAGCCUUCUCCACCUGUGUGCCCCAUCUCAUAUUUGUGAUUACAUUUUUAGUGACAGCUGGUUUUGCCUAUUUAAAGCCAGUAUCUGAUUCUGCUCAUCUUGUGGACUUUUUGGCAUCUAUUUUCUACUCUGUGAUGCCUCCAUCUUUGAACCUUAUAAUAUACAGCCUGAGGAGCAAGGACAUCAAAGCUGCUCUGUGGAAGUUUUUGUGGAAGUUAAAUCAUUGA
Molecule: messenger RNA, 582 nt
Organism: Dipodomys spectabilis (banner-tailed kangaroo rat)
Lineage: Eukaryota; Metazoa; Chordata; Mammalia; Rodentia; Heteromyidae
Product: olfactory receptor 14K1-like
Exons: 1
Coding region: 1-582 (193 amino acids)
Biological process (GO): G protein-coupled receptor signaling pathway
Cellular component (GO): membrane
Molecular function (GO): olfactory receptor activity
Source: RefSeq, a predicted model, not a curated record